AUGCUGCCAUCAUCUUGGAAGCUGCCCUUUGGAAUCGACAAAUUGCUCAAAAGCCUCGAGGCAGAAAAGAAUCAAAGACUUCCGUUAUUUUCCCUCGAGGAUCACCAAAAAUAUGGUGACACGUACGCUCAGUAUGCCGGUGGCCUCUUUACCAUCAUAACGAGAGAUUCGCGCAACAUUUCCUCGGUGCUAUCUGAGCAAUUUUCCAAGUUUGGCCAUGGGCAAUUACGAAGCAUCUGUUUCGGGCCUCUACUUGGCCAGAGCAUAUUUACCGAAGACGGGGCCGCUUGGAAGGCCUCAAGACGCUUACUGGCCUCUGAGCUGCACCAGCCGCACUAUCCAGCUUUACAUAUUUUCGAGUCUCACUUCCAAGACCUUUUGCGGAGUCUCAUGGAAAAGCAAAGUCAGUCAUCUUCGACUUUGAAUGUACGGGAUGUACUGCACGACUAUGCUCUGGACACUGCAACUAAACUGUUUCUGGGCAACUCUACCAAUAUCCUGAGUCUGCCAAGUGAAGCCAACAAUGAGGGCACCCGGUUCUCAGAAGCCUUCAACAAAGCCAUGCAAUGGCUAGCUACAAGGGAGCGCUUCAAAAUGUUUGCGUGGCUCGUCACCACACCGGCAAUGCUCAAGACAUUUGCUACUGCUCGCGACUCUUUAGAAAACAUGAUUUCCGAGUCGCAGCGAGCCGAAGCCAGCGAUUUGAGCAAGUCGGCCUUUGCAGAUUUCCUCGGAAAGUCAACCGGAAUGAGCAAGGCCAGAGACGAGCUGAUGAGUCUCCUAGUCGCAGGCCGCGACUCCAAUGCGAGCCUCUUGUGCUGGCUAGUGUACGCGCUCGCGCGAGAGCACGAGGUGCUGGAAAAGCUUCGAGCUGAAGUAACGUCAAUCCUCGGAACCGAUUCUGAUUACUUGCCAGAUGAUGCUCAUCUCGCAAAGAUGCGAUAUCUGGAUGACGUUGUGAAUGAGACGCUGCGUCUCUUCCCCGCAGUGCCACUCAAUGGUCGACUAUGUUCAACAUCGACAACACUUCCGGCUGGCGGCGGCGAAUCUGGGGAAGAGCCCAUCUACGUUCCCAAGGGCACAUUGAUAUGUCUUUCUACGUUUGCCUGUCAGCGAUCUACCAAGUACUAUGGAAGCGAUGCUCACGAGUUUCGACCCGAGCGGUGGCAGCAAGUAGACGCCAAAGUGCGAACUAGUGACUUUACUUUUCACCCCUUCAUCGGAGGGCCUCGCAAAUGUCUUGGAGAGCGUUUCGCAAUCAAAUUAGCCAAAUACACCAUCUGUCGCUUGGUACAGUCGUGCAGCAUCAUUACGGUCGGCAAAGACGAAUUGGCAGCUGGGUCUAAUUGGCAAGAAAAUACUCGAUACCACAACGGCUUGACCAUGUCUCCUGGUGACGGCGUUUUUGUUCAGUUGGAGCUGAGAUAG
Molecule: messenger RNA, 1428 nt
Organism: Beauveria bassiana ARSEF 2860
Lineage: Eukaryota; Fungi; Ascomycota; Sordariomycetes; Hypocreales; Cordycipitaceae
Product: Cytochrome P450 CYP5202A1
Exons: 2
Coding region: 1-1428 (475 amino acids)
Molecular function (GO): heme binding; oxidoreductase activity, acting on paired donors, with incorporation or reduction of molecular oxygen; monooxygenase activity
Source: RefSeq, a predicted model, not a curated record